This is a messenger RNA of Corticium candelabrum, 1222 nucleotides long. RefSeq names its product serine dehydratase-like. The transcript has 7 exons. Bases 28 to 1008 code for a protein of 326 amino acids. Gene Ontology annotation, molecular function: pyridoxal phosphate binding; L-serine ammonia-lyase activity; threonine deaminase activity. Gene Ontology annotation, biological process: L-threonine catabolic process; L-serine catabolic process. NCBI's taxonomy places the organism in Eukaryota, Metazoa, Porifera, Homoscleromorpha, Homosclerophorida, Plakinidae. The record is from RefSeq and is a predicted model, not a curated record.
CUUCGAGGCUAGGCUACCCGCGAAACAAUGAACCUUCACUAUGAGACUCCGUUGGUUGAGAGCGAGCUGAUAUCACAAGUAGCCGGUUGUAGAGUUUACUUGAAGCUAGAAAAUGUGCAGAAUGGUGGAUCAUUUAAAAUACGAGGAAUCGGCUAUCACUGCACGAAGGAGCAGGGGAGAGGUUGUGAGAGAUUGAUCAGCUCUUCUGGUGGAAAUGCCGGUAUCGCUACCGCUUAUGCUGGCCGGAAGCUGGGAAUGUCCGUGACUGUGAUUGUACCACAGUCGACGCCAAACAUUACCCGCAACAGGAUAGAGAAGGAGGGAGCUGCUGUCAUAGUUCAUGGCAAGACAUGGAAUGAAGCUAACGAAUAUUCUUUGAGUCUCGCUACAGAGCCAGGAAAUGCCCAUAUUCACCCAUUUGAUCAUCCAAAUAUCUGGAAUGGUCAUUCAUCACUAGUUACUGAGCUGAAUAGUCAACUGCAAGGUACCAAGCCUGAUGCUCUUGUUUUGUCUGUUGGUGGUGGUGGUCUCCUCAAUGGGGUAGUGCAAGGGUUGCAGAGCUCUGGGUGGGGAGAUGUUCCAGUUAUUGCUGUUGAGACAAAUGGAGCAGACUCAUUUGCAGCUGCUUGUAAAGCAGGGAAGCUGGUUACACUUCCUGACAUUACCAGUGUUGCAAAGUGUCUCGGGGCUAAGACUGUUAGUCAACGUUCCUUGGAUCUGAUAAAAGAGCAUCCAAUCUAUUCAACUGUUGUACCAGACAAGGCAGCUGUGGAUUCAUGUUACAAGUUAUUAGAUGAUCACCGUCUUCUUGUGGAACCAGCUUGUGGAGCUGCGUUAGCUGUUGUGUACAAUCCACACAUUCUAGACGAUCUGCAACAACAAGGGAAACUUCCAACACCACUUCGCACUGUGGUAGUGAUUGUGUGUGGAGGGAAUUGCGUUGAUAUUGAAUUGCUCAGCAAGUGGAAGAAGGAGCUUUCAAAACAAGAUGAGUUGAAAAUGGUAUGACUGCAGACAUAUUUUGAUGAACUACAUAGAUGUGUUGAGGUUGUAAAUCAAUUUUCUAGUAGCCAGUUAAUUUAUGUUUGUUGUGACAAUGAGGCUUAUUGAUUCAAUGACUAGACAUACGUAGUCAUUUUUCUACACAAGACUCAUGCUGGAUCUCCAAAUACAAUAUGGAGAAGUCGUAGUUUAUUUCCUACCUUCAUUAGUGUUUUCCAAC